Aureococcus anophagefferens is the source of this 3024-nucleotide messenger RNA. RefSeq lists its product as hypothetical. Lineage: Eukaryota; Pelagophyceae; Pelagomonadales; Pelagomonadaceae. The record is from RefSeq and is a predicted model, not a curated record. Gene Ontology annotation, molecular function: ATP binding; protein folding chaperone. Bases 1 to 3024 code for a protein of 1007 amino acids. Gene Ontology annotation, biological process: protein folding. The transcript is spliced from 3 exons.
AUGCUCUGGCCGCUCGUCGUCGCCACGGCGUACGCCCAGCCGACGCUGCUCGUCGCGUGCUGCGCCGGCUCCGGCACGACGAGCCUCCACCGGCUCCUCGUGAGCCACGGCUUCGACGACGGCGGCCGCAAGGAGCACCAGUGGUACCGCUUCUGGCGCGGCAGGGUGGCCGAGCUCCAGGAGCUCUGCGCCGUGGGCAACUGCGCGUCCUUCGCGCCCGCGCAGCAGCCGCCGGGCUUCCUCGCGCGCGGCCGCGCGGCGCUGGCCGCGCUGCCCGGCGGCGGCGGCGUCGGCCUCGUCGACCGCCGCGGCGUCGCGUCGCGGCCCGGGGGCCUCGGCGGCGGCGUCUGCGGCCCGAGCGCGGCCUGCGACGCGUCGGAGCUCUUCCAGUCGACGGCGACGGGGGACUUGGACGACUACGCCGGCCGCUGGACCUCGGCCGGCCCGCGCGUCGACGCGGAUCCGCUGACCUUUGGGGACGCGUGGGGCGGCUUCGUCGCCUACGCGGAGGCCGUCGCGGCCCAGGUCGCCGCGGACCACGGCGCCGGCCUCGACGUCGUGCUCCUGCUCCGAGAGCCCGCGGACAUCGCCUGCCGGAGCGUCGCCGAGUCCGUCUUCGUCAAGGAGCCCGUCGGCGCGACGCCGCGCGAUCGCGCGCGCGCGCUCGGCGCCUGCGCGCGCGCGGUCCUCGACGGGCGACCCGGCGGCUGCCCCGCGGGCUUCCUCGACGGCCUGCGGCGCUACGACUACGCGGCCCACGUCCGGGCCAUCCGCCGCCACCUCCCGAGAACGCGCGUCGCGCUUAGCGCCGACCUCCGGCGGCCGGCGACGUUCGCGGCGACGUUCGCGGCCGUCGCCGGCGUCGCGCCGCGCGACGGCGCGCCCGCGCUCGAAAACGCCCUCGCGGCGCGGCUCGAGCCCGAGGACCGCCGCGUCGCGGAGCGCGGCAUCGCCGAGUGCGCGGCGCUCCUGCGCGACUCGACCCUGUUCCGCGGCUUCGCGGACGACCUCGCCGCCGACGCCGGGGACGACAAGUGGACUUGGGGCGACGCCUCUUGCGGCGUGAUGAUGUGUCGGUGCGCGCACGUGCCGCUGGCGCUGGCGGCCGCCCUCGUCGGCGCGCUCGUCGCGCCGCCGCGCCCGCCCGCCCGCCGCACGCGCCUACGAUCCAUGCGCGAGUUCCGCGCGGCGGAGGUGACGCUCGAGCGCUUCAUCGGCGAGCUCGGCGUCGUCGAGGUGACGGACUGGGAGUACAGCGGCGAGCUGGCGAACCCGCUGGACCCGGCGCAGCCCGCGCGGACGAAGCGCGACUUCGCGGCCGACGGCCCGCCCGUGCGCCUCUUCCUCGCCGCCGUCGACGACCCGGGCGCGCGGGCUCGCGGCGAGGACACGCGCGUCGCGCUCCGCGAGUACAGCGGCACCGCGGCCGCCGUCGCGGCGCGCGAGCUCGAGACGCAGCGCGGCGGCGCCCGGGGCGUCGUCGCAUUGCGGGGCACGCUCGACGACGACGAGCGCGGCUUCUUCGGGUCCGGCGCCGCGCAGGACCCGGCCUUCGUCGAGGCCUGGGUCGCGAACCUCGGCACGGAGCCGCCCAAGGUCGGCGCGUCCUGGCUCAUCUUCGACUGGAGCGGCACGGCGACCGUCGCGAACCUGUGCGGGCCCAAGACCGCGCGCGGGAACCCGCUCUACGCGCCGCCGCCGCCGCGCCGGGGCUUCGGCUUCGGCGGCGGCGGCGGCGCGGCCUGGACGUUCCGCCAGCGCUAUUCCUACGUGCGCGCCGUCGCCCGGGGCAUGGUCGAGGCCCUGGCGCGGCUCCACGAGAGCGGCUUCAGCCACCGGUCGCUGAGCGCGGCGGCGUUCGCGCUCGACUCGAAGGGCCAGGACAAGAACGUGCUGCCGACGAACGCGCCGCUCCUGGAGGUGAAGCUCCAGUUCCUGGGCUUCUCCGAGGCGGCGACGGCGGCGGAGAUCAACGACGACCUCAACGCGCUCGGCUACGUGCUCCUCGAGCUGCUCCUGUCGCCCGCGCUCGCGGACGACGACCUCGUCGACCCGCCGGCCGCGGACCAGGACACGCUCAAGCGCCUCUGGGACGACAUCUUCGACCGGGACAUCGCCAAGCUCCGCGACUACGCCGACGCGGAGGAGGGCUGGCGCAACGCCGUGGACCUCCUCGACGCGAAGGACGGCGCGGGCUGGGACCUCCUCGCGACGGCGCUCAACGCGAACGACGCGUCGAAGCGCUCGGGCCUCUCCUUCCUCUCGGCGCGCGCCCUCCUCGACAGCCCCUUCUUUAAGCGAAUGCCGUCCCUGCGCCUCCUCGCGCUCCUCGCCGUCGCCGGCGACGCCUUGGUCGCGACGACGCGACGAGCCGCGCCCGCGGUCGCGCGGCGGUCGGCGACGCACACCAUCGAGGCGCGCGAGGUCGAGGGCCCGCUGGAGCCGCUGUCCAACUACCUGCUCGUCAAGGUGGACCCGAUCAAGGACACGUCGGGCGGCGGCAUCAUCCUCGGGUCCGCGUCGGAGCCCGCGAGCACGGGCGAGGUCGUGUCCGCGGGCCCCGGCCGCGAGGACCCCGAGUCGGGCGUGCUCCUGCCCGUGCAGUGCGCCGUGGGCGACCGGGUCAUGUGGGGCCGCUACAGCGGCGCGAACGUGCGCUACGACAACGCGGACCACACGCUCCUCAAGGACCGCGACGUGUCCAUGGUCUGGACGGGCGACCUCGCGGCCGACUCGGUGCGGCCCAUCGGGUCGAACGUCCUCGUCAAGGUCUCGGAGAACGCCGGCGCGACGGCGUCGGGCCUGCUGCUGGGCCUCGGCGCCCAGGACAAGAUCUCGCUCACGGGCGAGGUCGUCCAGGUCGGCCCGGGCAAGCUCCUCCGCGGCGGCGGCCGCGGGCCCGUGCCCGUCGCCGCGGGCGACUCGGUCCGCUUCCGCGACUACGACGUCGUCGAGGUCGUCAUCGACGGCGAGGAGUACGCCCUCGUCGGCACGGAGCACGUCAUCUGCAAGUGGACGGCCUGA